AUGGAAGCUAAUAUCCAGCUCAUGAGAGUUAUCCAGGAAAUGCGGGCAGAGAUCAACAAGCUGGAGAAAGAGAAUCAAGCUCUCCGGAUGAAGCUGGCUUCAAGCAGUCAGAGAGCCCCAGGCUCAGGGGGAGAAUCAGGAGAUGAAAGGGAGGAGGAAGUCACAGACCUUGACAACCUCAGAAAAGCACCUGGACAAUCUCCAGCAGUCCUUCUUCAUGGUGGUAUUUCCACUGAUUCAGCACCAGCUAUGCAGGAGCACCAAGGCAAUGUGAUGAUUGUUCGACGCUAUUCCGUUUCUUCACCAAUUCAUUCCUUUGCUGCGAAUGAUCCCUGGAAAGCUGGGAAAAAACAUGCAAAUAAUGGAAUUCUAGAAGCUCAGGGAACAGUUCAAUCCCUGGCCUGUUCUUCAAUUAAGAAGCAAGACAAUGAAGAGAAGAUGUUUGCAGCAGAUUCUUUUACCAGCAAUGGUUCCAGCCAAAGACCUCGUCCUGAGCACACUCUAGGUUGCAGGUAA
Messenger RNA from Equus caballus (horse), 516 nucleotides. It is a transcript of the gene CCDC195, whose product is annotated as coiled-coil domain containing 195. NCBI's taxonomy places the organism in Eukaryota, Metazoa, Chordata, Mammalia, Perissodactyla, Equidae. The record is from RefSeq and is a predicted model, not a curated record.